This is a messenger RNA of Dunckerocampus dactyliophorus (ringed pipefish), 1152 nucleotides long. RefSeq names its product histidine-rich glycoprotein-like. The transcript is spliced from 4 exons. The coding region runs from base 1 to 1152 and encodes 383 amino acids. The record is from RefSeq and is a predicted model, not a curated record. Lineage: Eukaryota; Metazoa; Chordata; Actinopteri; Syngnathiformes; Syngnathidae.
AUGGCGGGCCACCCCGCCGAGACCAGACCCCUGCUGGGGCAUCAUCCAGCAUCAUCUAGCAUCAUCCUGCAGCAUCCGCAUCAUCCAGUAUCAUCCGGCAUCAUCCCGCAUCAUCCAGCAUCAUCCCGCAUUAUCCAGCAUCAUCCAGUAUCAUCCCUUACCAUCCAGCAUCAUCCCGCAUCAUCCCGCACCAUCCAGCAUCAUCCCGCACCAUCCAGCAUCAUCCAGCAUCAUCUAGCAUCAUCCCGCACCAUCCAGCAUUAUUUGCAUCAUCCCGCAUCAUCCAGCCAUCAUCCCGCAUCAUCCAGCAUCAUCCCGCACCAUCCAGCAUCAUCCCGCACCAUCCAGCAUAAUCCAGCAUCAUCUAGCAUCAUCCCGCACCAUCCAGCAUCAUUUGCAUCAUCCCGCAUCAUCCAGCGUCAUCCAGCAUCAUCUAGCAUCAUCCUGCAGCAUCCACAUCAUCCAGCAUCAUCUAGCAUCAUCCAGCAUCAUCCCGCAUUAUCCAGCAUCAUCCAGUAUCAUCCCUUACCAUCCAGCAUCAUCCCGCAUCAUCCCGCACCAUCCAGCAUCAUCCCGCACCAUCCAGCAUCAUCCCGCAUUAUCCAGCAUCAUCCAGUAUCAUCCCUUACCAUCCAGCAUCAUCCCGCAUCAUCCCGCACCAUCCAGCAUCAUCCCGCACCAUCCAGCAUCAUCCAGCAUCAUCUAGCAUCAUCCCGCACCAUCCAGCAUCAUCCCGCACCAUCCAGCAUCAUCCAGCAUCAUCUAGCAUCAUCCCGCACCAUCCAGCAUUAUUUGCAUCAUCCCGCAUCAUCCAGCGUCAUCCACAUCAUCCCGCAUCAUCCAGCAUCAUCCCGCACCAUCCAGCAUCAUCCCGCACCAUCCAGCAUCAUCCAGCAUCAUCUAGCAUCAUCCCGCACCAUCCAGCAUCAUUUGCAUCAUCCCGCAUCAUCCAGCGUCAUCCAGCAUCAUCUAACAUCAUCCUGCAGCAUCCACAUCAUCCAGUAUCAUCCGGCAUCAUCCCGCAUCAUCCAGCAUCAUCCCGCAUUAUCCAGCAUCAUCCAGUACCAUCCUUUACCAUCCAGCAUCAUCCCGCAUCAUCCCGCACCAUCCAGCAUCAUCCCGCACCAUCCAGCAUCAUCCAGCAUUAUCUAG